Messenger RNA from Aspergillus tanneri, 705 nucleotides. RefSeq lists its product as uncharacterized. Lineage: Eukaryota; Fungi; Ascomycota; Eurotiomycetes; Eurotiales; Aspergillaceae. Bases 1 to 705 code for a protein of 234 amino acids. The record is from RefSeq and is a predicted model, not a curated record. The transcript has 3 exons.
AUGAAUUUGCACUGGAAACUCGGCAUGUGGACUAAUAAAGACAAAGCCUACAAGAACCGCCACAUUCUACAUGAACUUGGUCAUAUUCUUGUGCAGAGCAUGAGCAGUCCUCCCCCGGGUUUUAUGCAACGUACAAAUGGAAAGAAACCAAAAGUCUUAGACUAUUAUGGAGGUAAAACCAAAACCUUCGAGGAAAAUUUCUACCUCUCUACAGAUGAUAAAAGUGCAAUGAAGGAUACAUACAAGAAAAAGUGGAAGGAGUGGAAGAAAACCAGUGCCAAAGACAAGAAGACCACCAACAAGACCGCAGGAAAACCUACGGGCAAGACCACUGCGACCCUGGAGGACGCACCGGAGGAAGAACCGGAGGGAGACCAGGUGGAAGGACAGGUGGAAGGACAAGUGGAAAGACCGGCGGGAGAACAGGAGGACAUGCAGCAGAAGGUACUGGGGAAUACACUGGAGUUUUUACAGGAGGUGGAGUCUCAACCGGUUUUGGUACUUGGGGAACAAGGUACAACACCAAUCUGUGGCAAAACAUCACUUCAUAUCCUACAUAUAACACUCUACAGAGUAACCCGAUUUCCUACCAAGCCACGACUACCGGCAACAUCUGCGGCAAUCCGAGUUGUGGUCAGACGUUUACUUGCACGGCUGACUAUAACCGAUGCGUUCAGAGAAUUGGCUAUCCUGGGGUUACUGUAA